Knipowitschia caucasica is the source of this 1242-nucleotide messenger RNA. Lineage: Eukaryota; Metazoa; Chordata; Actinopteri; Gobiiformes; Gobiidae. The record is from the annotation of a GenBank genome assembly.
AUGGGUGGUUGCGUGGCUCUAAGCCUGUGUGGAUGGGUGGUUGCGCGGCUCUAUGCCUGUGUGGAUGGGUGGUUGCGCGGCUCUAUGCCUGUGUGGAUGGGUGGUUGCGUGGCUCUAUGCCUGUGUGGAUGGGUGGUUGCGUGGCUCUAUGCCUGUGUGGAUGGGUGGUUGCGCGGCUCUAUGCCUGUGUGGAUGGGUGGUUGCGUGGCUCUAUGCCUGUGUGGAUGGGUGGUUGUGUGGCUCUAUGCCUGUGUGGAUGGGUGGUUGCGCGGCUCUAUGCCUGUGUGGAUGGUUGGUUGUGUGGCUCUAUGCCUGUGUGGAUGGGUGGUUGUGUGGCUCUAUGCCUGUGUGGAUGGUUGGUUGUGUGGCUCUAUGCCUGUGUGGAUGGGUGGUUGCGUGGCUCUAUGCCUGUGUGGAUGGGUGGUUGUGUGGCUCUAUGCCUGUGUGGAUGGGUGGUUGCGUGGCUCUAUGCCUGUGUGGAUGGGUGGUUGUGUGGCUCUAUGCCUGUGGGGAUGGGUGGUUGUGUGGCUCUAUGCCUGUGGGGAUGGGUGGUUGUGUGGCUCUAUGCCUGUGUGGAUGGGUGGUUGCGCGGCUCUAUGCCUGUGUGGAUGGGUGGUUGCGCGGCUCUAUGCCUGUGUGGAUGGGUGGUUGCGUGGCUCUAUGCCUGUGUGGAUGGGUGGUUGCGUGGCUCUAUGCCUGUGUGGAUGGGUGGUUGCGCGGCUCUAUGCCUGUGUGGAUGGGUGGUUGCGUGGCUCUAUGCCUGUGUGGAUGGGUGGUUGUGUGGCUCUAUGCCUGUGUGGAUGGGUGGUUGCGCGGCUCUAUGCCUGUGUGGAUGGUUGGUUGUGUGGCUCUAUGCCUGUGUGGAUGGGUGGUUGUGUGGCUCUAUGCCUGUGUGGAUGGUUGGUUGUGUGGCUCUAUGCCUGUGUGGAUGGGUGGUUGCGUGGCUCUAUGCCUGUGUGGAUGGGUGGUUGUGUGGCUCUAUGCCUGUGUGGAUGGGUGGUUGAGUGGCUCUAUGCCUGUGUGGAUGGGUGGUUGUGUGGCUCUAUGCCUGUGGGGAUGGGUGGUUGUGUGGCUCUAUGCCUGUGGGGAUGGGUGGUUGUGUGGCUCUAUGCCUGUGGGGAUGGGUGGUUGUGUGGCUCUAUGCCUGUGUGGAUGGGUGGUUGUGUGGCUCUAUGCCUGUGUGGAUGGGUGGUUGCGCGGCUCUAUGCCUGUGUGGAUGGGUGGUUGUGUGGCUGGGUUUGA